UGCAGCCAAUCAGCUUUUGGUCAGACAGACUCUUGGAAAGAUGGCGACGGUGAGGCACAGAGGAGUGAAAACUGGACGCUUUGCUGUUACUAAACACCGCACAUCCACACUUCGCUAGAACCCACACGGCACCGGGUGUGGAAGUUAAUCGGUCCGCUCUUGAGUCUGAACCCGCCGUUUGGGGCCGUAUGGUGACGCUGCGGGUUUGCGCGCUGUUGUUUUCGGUUACACUUGGACUUCUCAUUAGCUUUAAGUUGAAAAGCCAGCGCUAGCCCGGGCUAGCUGUGUAGCCUCACUCGGCUGUUUGGAAGGUGUAUGGUACCCUUAACCGGUGUCAACACUGGCUUGUAUAUACCUUAUAAUUUUUUUUGUAUUUCCGGAGCCGCUCAUGAGUCACCUGGAUUAAAUAUUGCACUUAAGGAGGAACAGGGGGCCACAAACUAUUUGGCACUGCUGCGCCGAGGCGGAGUGAGUUUGCCGUCAUGUAUUUUCUAACCGGCUGGCCACGGAGGCUGCUUUGUCCGCUGAGGAGCGAAGAGGAGCCCUUCUACAUCCAGCCCAGCUCCCAGCGCUUUUACUUCGCUCUGCUGUCAGAGACGCAGCUCAGCGUUUGGUUUAGUCGGCCCAGUGUUUUGAUAGUCAGCUAUAUCGAGUCUGCAAAGGCAGCGGCUCAGUUUGGCUUCUACCAGAAAGCAGAAUGGAAACCAGACGACUCAAUGAUAGCUGUGGCGACUGCCAAAGGCUACAUCCUUUUGUUUGAUGUGCUUGGUGGAGGGGAUGACAAGUACCUCUAUGAGCCCGUCUAUCCAAAAGGAAGCCCUCGUGUGAAGGUGACCCCUGGUUUUAAGGAGGAGCAAUGUGCACCCGCUCUCUCUCUGGAGAUGAAGAAGCCUGUGGAUCUGGAGGCCCCCAUCACCAGCCUGCAGUCCCUCCAGGAGGAUUUGCUGGUGUGUACCGCAGACGGUUAUCUCCAUGUGCUGCAUUGGGAUGGGCUCGGCAGCAAUGGACGCAAGGCCAUCUGCCUUACUACAAUCCCCUUCUCAUUGGACCUGCAGUCUGCUCGAGGUGGCCCUUCUCUGGACCUGGAGGGGGUUCAUAUCCGCUGUAUGGAGUACUGUGUGACCCUGGAUGGCUUUGCUGUCGUACUGAGUGACGGACGCCUGGGCUUUAUCACCCCACUGAGCAACACCAUCACUGCAGACCAGUUGCAGGGUGUCUGGGCAGCGGAUGUGACUGAUGGCACCUGUGUGGCUGUCAACAACAAGUACAGGCUGAUGGCCUUUGGCUGCGCCAGCGGCUCGGUGCUGGUGUACAUGAUCGACACCACAACAGGGUCGAUGCAGCUCUCCCACAAACUGGAGCUCACUCCAAAACACUACCCAGACAUCUACAACAAGACGGGCCCUGUCAAACUAAUCUGCUGGUCACCUGACUGCAGCGUUGUCAUGGUUACGUGGGAGUGCGGCGGCCUGUCGCUGUGGAGCGUCUUCGGAGCUCACCUCAUCUGCACUCUGGGAGAGGACUUCAUACAUCGAUCUGAUGGUACCAAGAAAGACCCCCUUAAAAUCAGCUCUAUGAGCUGGGGUGCAGAAGGCUACCACCUAUGGGUGCUCCCUCACAAACAGGAGAGGAGAAGACAAGAGGAGCAGGAUGUGGAGAUGGUUGCACCUCCUAACUCCAGCGCUUUGCAGGCUGGCAUACUGCAGUUCCACUUCAUUAAGAGCGCCCUCACAGUCAACCCCUGCACGAGUAACCAGGAGCAGGUGUUACUCCAUGGUGAAGACCGCCUCUACCUGACCUGCGGUGACCCCACACAGAUCCAUAGCAACUCUGACACACACCCACACACACACUUACACCCGCGCGACGGCAGCCCGCUGCACCCGCCCCCCAACCCCGACUCCUCUCUCUCUCAGGGACUCAGCACUUUACUGGGACACAAGCACUGGCACGUGGUCCAGAUUCACAGCACAUACCUAGAGAGCAACUGGCCUAUACGGUUUGCAGCCAUAGACACAGCAGGCCAGUGCAUGGCUGUAGCAGGGAGGCGAGGCUUUGCACACUACUCCUUGUUUACAAGGAAAUGGAAGCUGUUUGGGAAUAUCACUCAGGAGCAGAACAUGACAGUCACAGGAGGUCUGGCUUGGUGGAAUGACUUUGUGGUGGUGGCCUGUUACAAUUUUAUAGACCAGCAGGAGCAGUUGAGACUCUAUCAACGCUCAUCCAACCUGGACAAUGCCUUUGCUUCAGUUACUAAGCUACAUUCUGACACUCUGCUGCUCAAUGUCUUCAGAGACAUGGUCAUACUCUUCAGAGCUGACUGCUCCAUCUGUCUUUAUAGUAUAGAGAGGAAGAACGACAGUCCAAACCCGACAGCCAGUGUGGAGCUGCUGCAGGAGGUGUCGAUGUCCCGUUACAUCCCUCAUCCAGCCCUUGUGGUGUCUGUCACUCUCACGUCUGUGCGCACCGAGACUGGCAUCACAUUAAAAGCCCCGCAGCAGGCCUGCAUGGCAGAGAGCAUUAUGUUAAAUCUGGCUGGCCAGUUGAUCAUGCUACAGCGGGACCGUUCAGGACCGCAAGUGCGAGAGAAAGACACGGCUGCUGUCAACAAGAAGCUGCUCCCAUUUUGUCCCCCUGUCGUGUUGGCCCAGUGUGUGGAGAAUGUUUGGACCACCUGUCGAUCCAACAAGAAAAAGCGCCAUCUGCUGGAGGCUCUUUGGUUGUCCUGUGGAGAAGCGGGCAUGAAAGUGUGGCUGCCACUUUUCCCCCGAGACCAUCGCAAACCCCACUCCUUCCUCUCCAGACGCAUAAUGCUGCCCUUCCACAUCAACAUCUACCCUUUGGCCGUGCUGUUCGAGGAUGCCCUCGUACUGGGGGCAACCAAUGAGACUGUGCUCUACGACGGGAUGCAGGGAUCCUCAGAGCCACUGGAGGCACUGUUUCCCUACUGCACAGUAGAGAGGACCUCACAGAUCUACCUCCACCACAUACUGAGACAGCUGCUGGUUCGCAACCUGGGUGAACAGGCUUUGAUGCUGGCUCAGUCAUGUGCCUCCCUCCCCUACUUCCCCCAUGUCAUGGAGCUGAUGGUUCAUGUAGUGCUGGAAGAAGAGGCAACGUCGCGGGAGCCCAUACCCGACCCGCUGCUUCCCACCGUUGCAAAGUUCAUCACAGAGUUCCCCCUGUUCCUCCAGACCAUCGUCCACUGCGCCAGGAAGACCGAGUACGCCCUGUGGAACUACCUGUUUGCAGCCGUGGGAAACCCCAAAGAUCUGUUUGAGGAGUGUCUCAUGGCUCAGGAUCUGGACACAGCGGCCUCCUAUUUGAUUAUACUGCAGAAUAUGGAGGUUCCAGCAGUGAGCAGACAGCACGCCACUCUUCUCUUCAACACGGCUCUCGAGCAGGGCAAGUGGGACCUCUGCCGGCACAUGAUCAGAUUCCUCAAAGCCAUUGGUUCAGGGGAGAUGGAGACUCCGCCCCCAACCCCCACUACUCAGGAACCCAGCUCAACUGGAGGUUUCGAGUUCUUUAGAAAUCGCAGCAUCAGCUUGUCUCAGUCGGCCGACUCGGUCACCGCAGGAAAGUUCAACCUGCAGAAGACCUUCAGUAUGCCUUCUGGAUCUUCUGCUAAAGGUCGGGAUGUGGAGUGUGCAGAGAACAUGUAUAUCGACAUGAUGCUGUGGCGCCACGCCCGUCACCUCCUGGAGCAGGUGCGCCUUCGUGAUCUGGGAUGCUUUUCCGCUCAGCUGGGCUUCGAACUCAUCGGCUGGUUAUGUCGCGAGCGAAACCGCGUGGCCCGAGUUGAUGAUUUUGUAUUGGCGCUGAAGAAGCUCCAUAAGGACUUCCUCUGGCCGUUCCCUGUCAUUCCUGUGGGAAACCUCAGCUCACCACUGAAGAAUGGACGGUGCCGUACAGUGCUGAGCCCACGGUUGUUGAAGUCACAGUCAGCAGACAGCCUGCUGAACAACGACAUGGACACGGCACCGCCCCCGACAGCUCCUGACAACCACACCUGGAUGGACGGGCUUGAGCAGAGACCCAAAGACAUGGACACAGCCUCUUCUGCUCACUCGAACCAGCACUCACCACAGACUCAUGAGGCCUUCCUGUCAUUGCUCACCAACAAAGUCGAGGAGUACAGCAUCGGCUCGGCCACAGACCUCACAGAGACCAGCUCAGUGGUGGAUGGCGACUGGACAAUGGUGGACGAGAACUCGUCCACUUUGAGCCUGAGUCAGGCCGAGCUGGAGCACAUCUCCAUGGAGCUGGCCAACAAAGGCCCGCACAAGUCCCAGGUGCAGCUCAGAUAUCUUCUCCAUGUGUUCAUGGAGGCGGGCUGCCUGGAGUGGUGUGUGGUGAUUGGUUUGAUCCUGCGGGAUGCAAAUGUCAUCAAGCAGGUGAUCAGUUUCCUGGACAACCCAGAGGUUCCUGCGGAAAAUGUGCAGAGUGUCCGAAACGGAUUAUUAGCAGUCGAUGCGUGGGCCUCCACAGACUGCCUGGGUUACAAACCAUUCCUCAGCCUGAUCCAGCCGCAGCUGCAGCGGCUGAUGGAGUCGACGUCGGAGCAGGUGCAGCCUGAAGCCUUCCAGCCUGCUACCCAAUGCUCCAAGCUCAGUGGCUCUGAAGGUCUGGGAGGAGCCGCGGUACCUCGGGCAGAAGACAGCAGAGGAGUGGUGACCCCGCUGGGCCUGGCCCUGCCCUCUCUCGAACCCGCAGGAGUUUUCCCCCGUCCCCCAUCUGAGGACUGUCCUCCCGAACAAACGGAGGAGCAGGGGGAGGAGGAGGGAACCUACGACUGCACCUUGUCCUGAAGCCUCUUCUGGACUUUUUAACCUGUGAACCCUUCAAGGGCCGGAGUGGAGAAAGCUGCAGCAUUGGCUGACUGGAAAAAGACUUCAUUUGUGUGAGCGAGCGUGUGCGUGCCUGCGUUUGUGCGCCUCUUUGUCGGUUCCUACUUCAGUCAGUAUUACCCACUCUUUAGAUCGCUAUCAGCCCGACAGGCACAAAGACAUCACAGCACAAACUGUUCCUUUUUAACAGAGCUCAUUUCAGCAGAUUGUGCUGGUAGAUUAGAGAGGAGGGUUACUCAUGUCAGUUGUUUUCCACUUGUGUUGUUUUGGAAGCUGUAGAGCAGCACGCGAAAGCUUGGGUAGAGCGAUAGAAUCAGUUCGAAGGGUCUGUUCUGAUCUUUGCGCUAACCGCGGAGCAUAACGUAGAACAAAGAAAAAGCUCGAGAACCUUUUACGGGACUCGCUGAAGUGCGUCUGAGCCUACAGUACGUGAAGCGUGCCGUUCUGUCUGUGUGCACAAGAGGUGUUUCAUACUUUCAUACCUCAGUAUAAUUUUAAAAUAUUUUGUGAUACCUUUUUUCUAUAAUGUAACAGUGUACAGGAUGACAUUAUUUUUCUAUCCCUCUGCAGUCACCCUGUGACCAAAAAAAAGAAAAAACACCCUCAGCAGAUGAUUCUGUGUGAUUCUUUAAAACAGUUGAAUUUAAGGUUUCUAAGAAAAUGAUCUGUGAGUAGAAUCCCACUGUUCUGAGUGCAGACUAGUUUCUUACCAUUGAUCAGCACCUCGCCCGCCCGCUGCCCACCCCCUCCCUAGUGAUGCUAAAGUACAGAAUCAGCUGCCUCGCCCUUCCCCGUGUGGGUUUUCACACAAAGCAAAGCAGAUCUGUGUUGAUCGUUCUCAACACUUCCUGCGCUGAACAAAAAAAAUAAUAAAAUAAAAUCACAAGAUGCUCUUUUUUUUUUUAAAUUCAAAAAAGGCUUUGUUUCCCAUCACGCGAAAGGCACAUCAUUAGUGAGUUUUUAAAAGCCAUCAGGUGGAUCGUUGGCUUGUCAGCAGUGUUAGGAGCGACGCGUUAGUAUUGUUUUAGUUUGAGGGAUUGAUUGUUGUGCAAUAGAUAAGUCGCCGUGUGGUUUUUGACCCUCACCCUCUCGCAGUUCGUCCGGACCACCCGCGAGACGAGCGGGAGGCCGAUCGCCGUGUUCUCGUGCUUCCGAGUGGAAAUCUGAACGCGUGUGCAGGGCCGUGUUCACACCAUGUUGACAUGAUUGGUGACUCUGAUCACGUGGAAAUGAUUUUUAUCAUAUUAGUCCUCGUCAUUACUAUUAUUUAUUGGGAUUAUUAGCUGAGAGAUCAUUCCUGCUUUGUUUUUAAUGACUGAUAACAAAACUCCUUCUCCCUCCUCUUUAGUUAUCAAAGUCAUGCAUUGGCUCAACUACAAGCACUAAAAGAAAAACAAUGAGUCAGUAUUAUAUUGUGCAAUGUAUUGAAAUGUUACUCAGCUUUAUUUUUUUUAUGCUUACUACUGCUUUUGUGUUUGUUUUUUCUUUCAUUCCCCCCCAGCUGUGCGCUUCUCAUCCUAGACCAAAAUGAUAAGUUAUAGUUGGGUGUGUUUAUCUGUUUAGAUUCUUGAAUGGUUUCUCUUCUACGAGCUGCCCGUCACUAUACACAAAAAGGUUGAGACGGCCCGAGCGGCUCUGUAUCGUCUACUUCGACCCUCCUUCCGCUCUGAACAAGCCUACAGCUCCACUACAAGCUUUACUUGAACACGGACACUUGAUGAACCAAAGACUUUACGUCCAGAGGCCUUCUGUUUUAACCCCGUUGCUUCGAUUUGAACGUUCAAGUCCUCAUGCAGAGGGAGGAGAAUCUCACUCGCGCACAUCCCAGCCCUCUCAUCAGAAACAUCAUCGCUCAAAACUAAUGCUGACGGUAUGCGAGACAAUUUCCUACGGAAAUGAAUAUUUCAGCUCUUUUAUGGUUUCCUUCUCGGUGAGGGAGGAGUGUCGUUCGCUCGCUCAGUAAAACGUGGACAGCAGCUCCCUCCCACCCGUGUACAGUUUAAAAGUAUUGCUCGUUUCCUCAGAGUCGAGAUUUAUUUCUGGGGCAGCAGACAUCCUCAAUGCAGUGUAAAGAUACUCUCUUGUACAUUCGCCUUUUCUACUUAUAUUUGGUUUUCUACUUCAUUUUCCCCCCCUUGUACAUAUAGACCAAUAAAUUAUUUUUAAAAGGUUUGUCUGCCUCUUUGACCUCCUUAUUUUUAAAGCAACGCAGCAGCUGCAGACAAAGCAGCAACGUGUGUGUGUGUUUGGCUUUAAAUACUCUAGAAAAGAGCUCUUAUAUUAAUGUUUGACACCAGAAAAAAACAGAGUUAACUGACAUAUUAACAUCACACGGGGGAAUCUGCUGGCUUUAAAUUGACUGUUUUGUUAAAUUCACGUUUAAAAGACUGUUCUGGGUUUUAUUCUUCGAGCUGUGGUGCCCUUGCAGUGUUUAUAUUAAAACAUAACUGAUAUCUGUACAUGCAGUUUUGAAGUAAGAUCAGCAAGCAGGAGUGGUUGCAUUUCCUCUGCCUGUAGAAAGAGAGCAGAGUUAUUUUACUUAUGCAAAAAUUCUCAUGGCCAAAAUGUAAUUUUUAGUUAAACAAGUGUCAAAUGGUUGCCAUGUCAGGGUCAGCUGUAAUAGAACGGCAGGGAUUUUGUUUGUAUUGGUGAUAUACUUUACAGGCAGAAAAUGGACAUAUUCACUCGACUUAAAGUGACACUGAUUGGUCAGUAGCCAGUUACCAUGCCGAUGUAUCAAAGAAAAAACAGGCUUAACCCUGAAGUUACCUGGGUGAACAUGAAACCCCGCCUCACCAUGUAGCUGAUAUAGCUGAUGAUGUUAGUGUCCACGUCUGAAGAAGUGACACUUGCCAAGAUUAAACGUAAGAAGCUUUUUAAUUGCUGUACAAGUGUUAAAUUAAUUCAAACUUUUUGCAUAAUGUGAAAUCAUCCCGUAAAUUGAAUACAUGGAUACCCUGUUAACCAGACCCAAUAAUCCAAAGCUCAACAGUCAACAGUUCCAACUAAGAAAACAAAACUUCAAGGAAGAAGGUUAACGGUUAUGUGACGGUCGUUAGAAAGAAAGAAAAAAAAUCUGUCUUGUUAGAAAUCAACUCUAAGAACAAAACUAGCAGUUACAGAUGUGGAUGAAAGGUCAAUUUAAAGAAAGAAAAACCCCAAAACUUCAAAUGUAAUAUUUUUAGAUAUCACAUUAAGAUAUUUAAAAGUAUCCCACAGUUAAAGAACGUAUUUCUUGACUUGAUAUGGACUUCUAGACUGUUAUGUGUGAAGAAGAUAAAGUCCAAAAUCUGAACUCACGCUCAACAAAAACGUUCAGUGCAGUGCCCGUCAGCCUCUCAGCCUACACUAGUUCACACUAACACAGUAACGCAUAGUAAAUUCAAAUCACUCACAUCUGAAAAGGAGUGUGUAUGAAGCUCUCGAACACUGGGAGUAACAGCAGUGUAGGGUGAGCCAUUUCUCAGCCUUUCCCCGCUCUGCCCCUCUAUUACAGCAGUACCUGCUCGGGACAAAAUGAGACUUUUUACUGGUCUUAGUAAAGAAAAAAAAAAUCCAUCUUUCAGUCUGGAGCAGCAGGAUCAAGUACAGAGUCGGCCGUCAGUGGACAGAUCAGAAAAGACUGGACUUUUUUUUUUCCUCCCAGGUUUUAGUGCCGCACUCAAACUGCAGACACCCGAAACGUGAACACGGGUGAGGUGAUGAACGUUAUCAUGAGGUAAAUGGCAAAACAACCGAAAUGUAUAUAGGCAUGGUACUUUAGUGAGAGCAAAAACUACAUCACCACCAAGCAAAAAUCUAAUUUGUUUAAAUCUUUGUCCUUUUGAAGGAGCACUGAGGUCUCACUGAUCUUUGCAGGAAUCAGCUGAUGAGGUGAAAAAGUCCAAGCAGGCGCUUUCGCCUGCAUCACACGGGCUUCCUCAGCAGGUGGAGUCGAAGCGCUUCAAGUGCCUGUCGUCAAAGUUAAGACUGAAAUUUUUUUUCAUUGCUAUGAAACCAGUAAAAAGAAGUAUCCUUUAUCAUUUGAUCUGACCCGUGAGGCGACACGAACACAAACUCCACUCACGUGCUGAGAUAUAACUCCAGAAUAGCUACAGAGUGGCUCAAUAUGAAUUUUAUGACUUUAAAAUAGUUUGACUUUCAAAAAAAGAGCACAGUGGGACAAUCUGCUGAAGGCUGUGAUGGAUGUUAACAAUCCACGGGCAUGAAAACGCUUUGCACUGUGGCACUUGAUAGCUUUUAAGACCACGGAGAUGUUUGUGUCCACAACAGUAAACGUUUUGUGCGUCUUUGGAAGCAAAACUUUAAGGCCUCCUUUCAUUGUGAUUUCUCGUUUUGUGGCAAACAGACAACAUGGUUCACGGUGACACCUCGCUAGGUAGACUCGAGGCAGACGAAAGACUUGAUUCAUUAGUCAACAACCCGAUUCCACCUUUGACUCCUUUAAAGAGGAGUCAAACCUGGGGACGCAGGGAAGUCAGACUUUCUGAAAACACAGAUAUGGACAUCUGUAAAUGGAUGAAGCCCACAGAUAAGCAUGGUGACACUUUAUAAACCAUUUAAAUAAUCUCUCUUUUCAACAUUAGUUAACUUUUGUUAGCUAAAUCUCCUCUAAAGCUUUCCCACAGUAACAUUCAAUCUGAAACUGUUAUCUCGGUGUUGAGUUUGAUCAGUCCGGAGGUAGUGGUAGUACCAUGUGAAGCUGACUGUGGAUGUGAGCUACAGAAAAAACAACAGCACAAAUAAAACUGAGCCCUCUCCAGCAGCUGAUUUUACAUUCAAGAAAGGGAAAAUCAAAAAGUGGGAAUAAAAGCCAAUCCCAGAUUCCCGAGGUUUUCAGACGCCUUAUAUUGUCUGACCCACGACCCGGGAAGGCAUUUCUUUUGCUUACAGAUGCAAUAAACAAAAGCAGAGGAUCCCAUUUGAAAAUCAAUGAAGCAAAAGAUUUGUUAAAGUCACUGCUGGAGACAGCUGGAAGCAUAGUCAAGUUUUCCUUUCCCCCCCCCCCCUGCUCUUAAAAAAGAAGAAGAAAAAAAAAGUGCCGUUAUUACUACAGUAGGAACAAAUAUGAAACGGAUGCAAAGGUACACCCCCCUGUGGACUGGGGGGGGGUAAUCCUGAACAAUCUUAAACCCUAAAACAAAAUUAAACUGCAUAAACACAUCAAGUGAAAUUACACUGCCCUCCGGAUUUAACCACCACUUCCAGAACAGCUUGAAUUCAGACAUCUGUUUUCAUUUAACAGUUUUCUGUCUGCACGCCAUGUCCUCCGACAGUUUAAGCAGGCGUUACAUUCCUCGUUAAAACGCGUGGCUUCAAAAAUUAAAAAAAAUAAAAAUGAGUGGUCUUAGUAAAGAAGGGCAAGUCAGUAAAUCAAACUAUUAAAACAAGUGCAGGUUAAUGACAAGUGACUUUCAAAGUAUCCGGUUAAAUUCAGAGGAGGAGAGAACAGGUUGAACUCAUCCAUCAUGUGUUAUUGCACCCUGCGAUGCACAGCGCGGUUGGUAGACACAUUUAAUAUGACAACGUUCAGAGUGGUUUUGCUGAUAAAGAGCAGUGGAGGUAGCCGUGCGGUGUUAGUUGUUCGGGAGGAACACUGGCGUUAGUGAGGAAGAGCGAGGGUGGAUGUGAGCGAAAGGAAAAGCGAGUUACAGCAAGUAAAGCAAAAGGCACGAUCGAACAAGUAGAGAACAGAAGAAAAAAAAAAAACUAACCCCUUCCUUUCACUAAGCCGGGAGUGAGCACAGCACCAAGCAUCUCUCCUUGGUUAACUACAGUGCCUAUUGACACAGUGGUGGGGGUCUCUCAGGCUGGCUGGGGUGGAGCUCGCAUGUGUUGUGUGUGUUACAGUUUGAGUGAAAAGGCAGUGGGGUCACUCCUCUGUAUUCUUCCUUGUAAUCUCUUCUACAUCUGUCUUGUGGAGCCCUGUAGGCCAAAGCUCUCCUCUGCAGCAGCCUCGUGGAUGUGUGACAUCCUCAGUAUCGGUACAUGUCAUAGGUACUGACCCAGGAAGAGGGAAAAGCCCACGUAGGGAACCUGUGAAGCAUUUCCUCCAACCGAGCAGUCCUCUGGUCUUUCCCAAAGAAAUAGUGGGAGGAGAUGGCGACUGAGACGAUCCCCUCGGGGCCAGAUGGGUCAGGGUCUGCGGGAGGCUGACAAACAGAGGGACAGAAAUAAAACAGCAGAAGAACCAAAUAAGAUUAGCAAUGUCUUAAGUCUGAUUAUGCUGCAUGAGGAGUUUGUCUGAGCCACGAGGGGUUACGUGCAGCAUUCAUUGCAAAUCGUGGCUCAGUCCCACUCAUUUUAAAACAUGGGCCACAUGCAGCCGACUUUGAUCUUAAGCAAGCGGAAUCAGUGAAGCUGAUCAGUAAAGCAGGGGAGCUCGUUAUAGCUGCAAAAGUAAAACUGAUGAAAACAUAGUUCAAAGUCCAAAAUUCUACAUUUUUCUGAUUCUGGCCCCCAGGCCUUAUGUUUGGCCGUAAUAAUAGGACAAAAACCUCGUGACUUGGAAAAAUCUGUGGUUUCCCAGCAGUGUUUUUCACUUUCAGCAAACAACUGCAAGUAGUGGGGUGACCAGCUUCAGAUGGCAACUGCACAGGUUGUCUCCAAAUAAUCAUGGGUCUCACUGCUGGACUGACUGCAGUCACUCAGGUUUACAAAUAAUUACCAUCGAAUUUAUAAAUGAAGACAAAUUGACAACAUGUUGCAAUUAAACAGUUAGUCAUCUGUGACAAAUUUAUUUGCAAUCCUGGGAUUGACUCAACUGGUUAUAUUGUGCUUGUAUUAAACUUUAUUAAAAAUAAAGUUUCCAGUCAUGUGUUAUUUUGCACUCAAAUUGCCAUCCUGCAGCAACUAUUUGUGGAGACAUUUCUGUGUCAAAUCCAUGUGGCUGUGGUUGGACUCUGAAUCUAACAAGUUAAUGUGAAUUCCUGUGUGUGUAGAUGGCAACAGGUACAUGAUAUUUGCCUGUUUAUCACAGUUAAUUACUGUAAUUUGCAAAACUAUUGCAGGUAAUUUUCGGUACAGACUGCUUGAUGCGCCAAAGUCACUAUGAAGAUGGAAAUAGGAAAUGUAAAUAAGAAGAAAAGGUCAGUACCUGUAUUUCAAACCAGAAGGUCCAUGUGGGGGCGUCAAGGCCAUGUGAAUAGAAGAUAAAAUAUUCUCCGCUCAGGUCAAAUCGAGGCGUCCCGUCACCGAAGGACCAGGUAGAGAGGCUGGCUCCUCGAUGAGGCAUUAGAUACAAAGACAUGUGGCUCGGGCCUGCAUGAGACAGGAAGGUCAAGGGUGAAACACAAAGUGAUACCUACAGCUACAAAUCAACGCACAACACUCUCACAUUCUUCACACAUCCUGCACAUGUGAUCACAUGCUCUUUAAAAAUGGUCAUCAAUUUUCUGAUUUACACCUGGUCCAUGUUUUGGGUUUGCUCCUUCUGCUAUCACUUGGUACUUCUUUAGAUCCCCAAAAUCUUAACCCUCUAUUAGCUGCUCCUGACCUUUCACACUGAAUGUCAUCUUGAUCGUUCCCCAGCUCGUCUCUUCUUUGGACAGCAGGCUGAACUCCACCGGAGAGCUCGGAGACACUUCCGGAGCGGGGAGGUACCAGUUCUUCCUGCAAACACACGGGAGCACUUGUGAAGUUCAAAGCAUGACUGAAACAAGCAUUUAUUAUGACACCAGAGGCAUCAAAGCUACAAGGCUGACCUGCUGAGGAACUUGACAGGCAGGAACCAGGGAUAACCACAGAAAGGUCGGUCCUCUCUGCAGCGGGUCCGAACCGUUUCGUUGAUCUCGGGGAUGUGGGGUGUGAUGUGCUGCAUGCCCGUGUAGUCAAAGCUGUUUAUCCACAGACCUGAGUCUCGGCUCUCCACUUCUCCCUGGAGAUUGUGGAAGGUCCGUGUUGUAUGCUGCAGGGAGAGUAACAGGAAAAGAAAAACAACGAAGUUCUUUGAUGUUAACAUGUUCUCUUUUCUUUCACGUGCUUUGUGCUACAUCUGUUUAGCUGGAAUGACUCAAUGUAAAUUACAUACGUGAGCACAUCAAGGAGGGAAAUAUAAUAAUAAAAGAUGACAGAAUUAUUUUCAUGUUUAAGAAACACAAUUUAACACGUCAAGAACACUCGAGGAGUUGGGCUCCUCGAGACUGUUUACAACUCGAAGGAUUUACACCGAGGUGCAAACGGGCAGGUUGCACUCAAGAACAGGAAGGCCAGAUUAGACUGUCAUACAAGAUCUAAAAGAGGCUGCACAGUUCUGGAAAAAUUAUUGGGACAGAUGAAACCAAAAUGAACAUGUGCCGGAAUGAAUAGCGGAGAAUAUUAUGGAGAAGAGAAACAGCUCAUGAUCUGAAUCAUACCACGUUAUCAUUUAACUGUGGUGGAGGUAACACUAUGGCAUAAGCAGGUAUUGCAGCCAGUGGACAUUGGUUUCUUGAGGGUGUGACUGCUGAUAGAAGCAGCAGAAUGAAUUGUGCAGUGUACGGGACUAUGAGCUCAGCUCAGAUUCAGCCAAAUGCUGCAAAACUGAUCAGACCAUACUUUAAUUCAAGGGUUUCAAGCUCCUGCCACUCAUUUAGAAAUGUCUUCUCGCAUCAUUUUCAUUUCAAACCGAGUCACUCAGACCUCAAACGUCAUGCAAUGGACAGGCCAGAGCUUUAGGUUUUGGCCGUUAUGAAUACAUUUACUGGUUUUGACUUCUCCUUGCAGAUCCAGUUUCUCUUUUUCUUACAUACUGUAUCUGUAUCAUUUUUGUGUAUAUUUGUGUUUUUGUGUGCAUGUUAUGAAUUUCAACCUGCAGGAAAACUCUCUUUGGUCGCGGACUGUCUAGAUCGCCCGAGUAAGGAAAGAAGAGGCCACAGGACACCAACAGGAACAUGAUGGUGAAGACAAACCCAAGACCUGCCAUGAUCCGCUUAGUGCUACGCACCAAGUAGAUAAAAUGCAG
Haplochromis burtoni (Burton's mouthbrooder) is the source of this 13791-nucleotide messenger RNA. It is a transcript of the gene ric1, whose product is annotated as RIC1 homolog, RAB6A GEF complex partner 1. The transcript is spliced from 27 exons. Gene Ontology annotation, cellular component: cytosol; Golgi membrane; Ric1-Rgp1 guanyl-nucleotide exchange factor complex. The record is from RefSeq and is a predicted model, not a curated record. The coding region runs from base 483 to 4811 and encodes 1442 amino acids. Gene Ontology annotation, molecular function: protein binding. Gene Ontology annotation, biological process: intracellular protein transport; retrograde transport, endosome to Golgi. NCBI's taxonomy places the organism in Eukaryota, Metazoa, Chordata, Actinopteri, Cichliformes, Cichlidae.